This is a messenger RNA of Grosmannia clavigera kw1407, 1488 nucleotides long. RefSeq names its product insig domain containing protein. Gene Ontology annotation, cellular component: endoplasmic reticulum. Gene Ontology annotation, biological process: sterol biosynthetic process. NCBI's taxonomy places the organism in Eukaryota, Fungi, Ascomycota, Sordariomycetes, Ophiostomatales, Ophiostomataceae. Bases 1 to 1488 code for a protein of 495 amino acids. The record is from RefSeq and is a predicted model, not a curated record. The transcript is spliced from 2 exons.
AUGUCUCAAGACGCGCAGCCUUUUGUCGUCCACCAGCCCAUUCCUCGACGGCCUUUCGCUAAACCGGCCAUACCACUAGAACACGAAAAGGAUGAACGGGAUGCGACAGAGGAUGCGGUCCAGACGAUGGGCCAGAAGCGUCUUGCACAGCUGGACUGCCUGCAGAUUCUUGCGCCGGGUGACGCUGCGCGUCGCAUCCGUGAUACCCACAAGCAGAACUUGUAUGACCUCAGCAUCCCAUUGACACCCACUGGAAGUUCUGCCUUUCUGUCCAGCAUGACCUCAUCUACCCUAUUUGGCAUAUUCGGCUCGACCUCCGACAUCACUCCUUUUGAGACAAGCACGCCGACUCGGACGCAAUUUGGCAGCGACGAAAACGAAAAUGAGAACGAGAAUGAGGAUGGCGAGGAGGACAGACGCAGCGGCGUGACCGACGCUGAUGUGGCCGCGAUCCGGCAGGCGUCUAUGGACCUGCUGAUGCUACAGCGACAGGGGAAGCAUCCUGGGCAACGGGACGGCCCAGAUGGAGGAUACUCACGUCCGCAGCAGUGGACAGCCAGCACUUCUGCGCAUGCGCAGUUGCAGUCAUCCUGUGGCCGCAUCUUCGUAUUCGGCCGGGCUGUUCUCUUGUUUGUUCUGGGUAUGGGCUAUGGCGUGCUGGUGUCGAGGCUUCACUCCGAGACCCAGGACAGGUUUGUCGACGGCACAGCAGCGUCAGCCGUCGAACAAGACACGGCAUCGGCUGCUCGACGAGGCACUGCAUACGAUGCCACGAACGACUGGUGCUACCUGGUCUCGUGGGGAAUUUCCGGCGUUGUGCUCGGCUUACUGCUGCCGUGGUUCGACAGCCUGUGGAAUCGCACGUUUGGCAUCGACGGCCAGCACGCCCGCGACAAGAGCCACAUGGCUCCGGAAACUGACUGGGCUCUGGUUGUGCGCGGCAUUGGCGCUUUUGCCGGCAUUGCCUUGGCUAUGCGCAAACUGCAAUGGGCCUCGACGUUGCAGGCGUCGCUGACACUCGCCCUGACGAACCCGUUUCUCUGGUACUUGCUGGAUAGGUCCAAGUCCGGGCUGCUGCUGGCUACGGCGGUCGGUCUGGUCGGCUCCGUCGUGCUGACGGCCCUCGAGCUCGACCUGAUGCCCAACCCGGGCAGCCGUCGUGAUGACCUCUAUGCCACACACUGUGGAGGAAACGGGGUUUACGCGUCCCAGUUUAACGGCUCGACGACAUUGUCAUCCGCCAGUCGUGCCGAGAGCAGCUCCAGUGCGACAGCUAUAUCAUCGUCUGCGUCGACAGCGGCGACAGCUGCGGCAGCUGCGGCAGCGGCUGCGAGAAACUUGGUCUCUGGAGCCACGGUCGAGAUGGCCAUCUGGAUGGUCAGCGUGCUUUUCUGUAGCUGCGUGUGCUUUGGGAACAUUGGCCGACGGCUAGCAUUGCGGCCGGCGACCGUCUUGACAAGCGCUGUCGUGGGCGUGGCCAGCUCUUAG